This is a messenger RNA of Phragmites australis (common reed), 1430 nucleotides long. Its product is annotated as senescence-specific cysteine protease SAG39-like. Gene Ontology annotation, cellular component: lysosome. Lineage: Eukaryota; Viridiplantae; Streptophyta; Magnoliopsida; Poales; Poaceae. Bases 85 to 1131 code for a protein of 348 amino acids. The record is from RefSeq and is a predicted model, not a curated record. The transcript is spliced from 2 exons. Gene Ontology annotation, molecular function: cysteine-type endopeptidase activity.
GCUAGCUUCACACAUACAACAUAUACGUACAGAAAUAUACGUACUCCCAAUAUAGCAUAGCACUCAAGAUUUAAAAUAGCUAGCAUGGCGUCCUACUUCGGCAGCAAGCCUCUGAUCAUGGCUGCCGUAAUGCUGUUCGCCGUGGUUACCAUGAUGGACCUCAUCUCCUGCGUGAUCGCGGCCCGGCAGCCAUCCUCUGGCAUUGGCUACAGCGAGGAGGCCAUGAAGGCGAGGCACCAGAAGUGGAUGGCCGAGCACGGCCGCACCUACAAGGACGAGGCCGAGAAGGCGCGGCGGUUCGAGGUAUUCAGGGAAAACGCUGCUUUUAUUGACAGGUCCAACGCCGCAGGCGGAAAGAAGUAUCGCCUGGCAACCAACGAGUUCACCGACGUGACCCACGACGAGUUCAUGGCCAUGUACACCGGGUUCAAGCCCGUGCCGUCCGGGGCCAAGAAAUUGCCCGGUUUCAAGUACGAGAAUUUUACGCUGUCGGACGACCAACAAUCCGUUGAUUGGAGGCAGAAAGGCGCUGUCACCGGUGUCAAGAAUCAAGGCCAAUGUAGUUGUUGCUGGGCGUUCUCUACGGUGGCGGCCGUGGAAGGCAUCCACGAGAUCACGACCGGCCAGCUGGUGUCGCUGUCGGAGCAGCAGCUGCUGGACUGCGACAACAAUGACGGGAACAACGGCUGCGGCGGCGGCAACAUGGACAAGGCCUUCCAGUACAUCAUCGGCACCGGCGGCCUCACCACCGAGGACGCCUACCCGUACACCGGCGCCCAGGGCAUGUGCCAAUCCGUCCAGCCGGCCGUUACGAUCAGCGACUUCCAGGACGUGCCAAGCGGCGACGAGACGGCGCUCGCCGUGGCCGUCGCCAACCAGCCGGUCUCCGUUGGCAUCGACGGCCGCAGCUUCCAGUCCUACGGGGGCGGCGUGUUCACUGCGGACAGCUGUGGCACGGACCUUACCCAUGCGGUGACGGUGGUGGGGUACGGCGUGGCGCAGGACGGGACCCUGUACUGGCUGCUCAAGAACUCGUGGGGGACGACCUGGGGCGAGGCUGGGUACAUGAGGCUGGAGAGGGGCACCGGCGCCUGCGGUAUUGGACAGCAAGCCUCAUACCCAUCUGCAUGAACCAUGCAAAAAUAAAAGCAUCUAUUUAUAACAAUACAUGAAGAAAUAAAUCAUACGUACAUAUAUAAAAUGAUAUCUUAGCAUAAAAUAAAUCCAGCCGUGUUUUCUCUACAAGAGUAAGUAAUGGAGCCUGCUGGCACUUAAAUUUGUUGAGAAGGGUUGUUAUACAACACUCAAGUAGAAUUUAUUUUUGUAACUUCAGUAGAAGAACUUCGAUAGUUCAUAUACACAUUAGGUUUGUAAUCCACGAACCAAAAAGACAACAUGAGAGCAGGACUAACUCUCAAAUUACUUCCCUU